Messenger RNA from Nicotiana tabacum (common tobacco), 657 nucleotides. NCBI's taxonomy places the organism in Eukaryota, Viridiplantae, Streptophyta, Magnoliopsida, Solanales, Solanaceae. The record is from RefSeq and is a predicted model, not a curated record.
AUGCGGGAGUUCAUUAGGGCCCACCCACUCCAUCCACGUAUAGUUAGACACCUUCAGGAUACGGGUUUCUACAGGAUCAUAGAGAUCGGUCGGUUGCAGUUCGACUGGGUGUUGAUCAUGACUAUGAUAGAGUGGCGGCGACCAGAGACGCACACGUUUUAUCUACCCAUCGGUGAGGCUACCAUCAUGCUUGAGGACGUGGAGGUUCUUUUCGGGCUGCCGGUUGAUGGAUUACCUGUAGCUUACUGGCAUGCUCUCAGAGACUACAUGGGAUUGUAUUACCUACAUAUGUUGCAGCGCCUUACCAGAUUCCAGCCAGCGGAGGAGACUGCAUUGAGUGGGGCCAGUCGUUUGCAGCUGACGCCAGUCCGGCAGCAUCUGGAGGCGAUGGAUGCGGAGAUUACAGAUGAUUCACCGCCAGAGCGGCUAGAUGAUUUACCUGGUUACAGCUGGGGUGCAGAUGUUCUAGGUUACAUGUAUAGGCAGAUGUGUCAGGCUAGCAUGGGCACCCAGAGAGACGUUGCCGGAUUUUUACCGCUGUUACAGUUCCAACCACCUCUACCACCCAUUGCUCCGGAUGCACCACCUCCACCGUUUCUCCCUUUAGCUUGGAGGUGGAUUGAUAGGCGAGGCUACGGACGUGAGUUCGAGGCUUGA